CRCCGAUCUUCGAACGUCCAUGCAUUUUCGAAUGCUGGAGCAGCAACCGGGAGUACCUGUCACAGCAGGAAUAUAAUGGUUGAAAAACACGCACACGGUGAUGCCCAUUCGUCGUCGUCGGAUCUUCUCGUUCCCCUUGGAGGAUCUCUCGAAGAAUGCGACGGUUCCGAUGUUUCUUCCUCGAAGGAGUUCGAUCACGAUUCCAACCCCACCGUCUUUGGGAAAAUACUAAGAGGCGAAUUGAUUCCUUCCCGUGUCUUCUUUGAAUCGAAUCGAUUGCUGGUCUUUGAGGAUAUCAAACCAAGGGCACCCCUCCAUGCUCUMGUGAUUCCCAAGCAACACAUACCGUCACUCGUCGAUCUCGACAUAACGGCAUYCACUACUGCUUGCAACAACAGAAAUGGCAACAGCAGCAACAACAAUAACCACCCUGCCCCAUCGGCGGCCGUGGCGCUUCUGGAAGAAAUGAAUGYCGCCGGGCAAGACCUCGUGCGGACUACUUACAAAGAUGCCUACGAGCGCGGGGACUACAUUCUCUGUUUUCACAUUCCGCCCUUCACCUCCGUCGAUCACCUGCACCUUCACGUGUUGGCGCCCGCCUCGUCGAUGCAUUGGAUCUAUCGGAACGGAAAAUACAACGUCGGAAAAMCCAGCAACAGCGAAACGGGCGGYUUUUCUGUCCGGUGGUGCAUUGGCAUCGACGAGGUUCUGGCCCGGGUCAAGACCGGAUUGGCGCCUACGCCCUAUCGGAAGGGCGACAGUUUGUCCACGGCGUGUUUCGAUGCUCUAGCUUCGCUAGGAUCGAUACUGUCGUCUUCCUUUUGGGGAGGGCAAGCAUAGAAUUACAACGCAGUGGAGUGCCGUGUGGGGCGACGAAGGGGGGGGGGGGGUGCGGAUUAUGUUUGGCACGGUAACCGCAACCGUCAUCACGGCAGAGAUAAAYCCGACGCUCUGUUUUAAACCGUCGUCAAAUGAAAUGUUCGGCGUUUA
Pseudo-nitzschia multistriata is the source of this 990-nucleotide messenger RNA. The record is from the annotation of a GenBank genome assembly. Lineage: Eukaryota; Bacillariophyta; Bacillariophyceae; Bacillariales; Bacillariaceae.